Racocetra persica is the source of this 781-nucleotide messenger RNA. The record is from the annotation of a GenBank genome assembly. NCBI's taxonomy places the organism in Eukaryota, Fungi, Glomeromycota, Glomeromycetes, Diversisporales, Gigasporaceae.
AUGUCAAAUCAAUUCAAUAACCAAAAAAAAUGUAGAAUUAGUGGUUGCUCUUGCACUUACGAAAUUAUUCCUGGCUAUAAGGACCUGGGACAGUUCCGAUUGACGGAGGAGAUUUCUGCGAGGGUUGCAAAAACCAGACCGAAACUUAUCAAACAUGAAAAACCCGAACAGAAGCCGAAGGAAAACAAAUAUUCGAGAAAUUAUGUCAAGUCCAUGAAAAGGCACAAAGUUGGUAUUGAAAAUGGAAAGUUUACUUCCAGUUCUCCGAACUUGGUUCCCAUUGAAAUAGUUGAGGAAUUUGCGGAAAAAGAAAUAGGAUUUUGUGACAGUAAAAUGAUAGAAUAUUUUGAAUCACAAAUGGUGGUGAAAAAAAAUAAUGGUGAUAGUUCGCCAAUAGUCAAUAAUCCUACUUGUCUUAAUCAAUCACCGCAACCCGAAAAUAACCACACCGGUCAGUCGGCAAAAAUUAAUGCUAAUGAUACCAACCAACAAUCCCCCAAAAUAGGACGGGAAUUGACUGAAAGCAGAGAGCCAGAAAAAAAGCAAGCAGAAAUAGCAAAAGAUAAUAAAGAAAACGGACUCAAUAAAAAUGAAUUGCUGGUUAUCGAUUUGAAAAAUGUCAAAAAAAUAAUUUUGCGGGACGAUGGCAAAUUAGAAAUUGAGUUUGACAACACCCAAAAUGACAAUUGUUCAAUAAUCCAAGUUAUAACUGACGAGCAAAUAAAAGAUAACCAAGAAUUACAAAAAAUUAAAAAUUAUUGUCAAAAGAAUGACAAAAAUA